Darwinula stevensoni is the source of this 934-nucleotide messenger RNA. Lineage: Eukaryota; Metazoa; Arthropoda; Ostracoda; Podocopida; Darwinulidae. The record is from the annotation of a GenBank genome assembly.
CCCCACCCCCCCUCUAGACUGCAUCCACAUGGUGACGCAGGAGGGCGUGUUCGAACUUCGGUCGCACGGGAGCGCCACGUGCGCCCUCUACGUGGUCCUGGGAUCGCAGCAGUCGGUCGUCAUUCACCUGGAGUACGUCUAUGCCCCCUGUCACCAAGGGAAUCUCGUCAACAUGAUCGACGGCUGGGAGAUGGACGGGGAGUACUUCCCCUCGGUGGCGGAGCACGGGACCCCCAUGAGCGACCGGGUCCUGGCAGUCUGCGGGGAGCGGGCACGGGAGGAGACGCUCCUGGCGGGGCAGAACGCGGGGCAGGUGUCCUAUCGCCUCCCGUCGGAGGAUGCGAGGGUCGUCGUGAGGGUCCUGGCGCUAAGAGAGCCUGAUCCGUGCAACGUGCUGGUUCUCGGCGGCGAGGGCGAGCUGGUGGGGAUCGGGAACGGAGGAAAGAGGAGGAACUGCACCGUCGUCACGCUCUUCCCGGCGACGUUCCUGCUCUCGCUGGUGAAGGCGGGACCGAUGAAGGCGGGACCAGGAGAACAUCUGCCUCUCUCUCAUAAGUGUGGAUCGGGCGAUCGGAUCGAGGUUCGGGGAUCCUCGGGACUGGAAUCGGAGUCGCUGCUCUUCGCCUCCGUCUGCGGACUCAUCAUGAACCCCGAAGAAGGGCUGCCGGUGGAGGUGCCAUGCCCCAUGUCCUCGUUCUUCUUCGACGUCGUCGGCCUGGUGACCGGGGAGAAGCGAGAACCGACCGCAGUCGACCCCGUCACGACCACCAAGCUCCGUCGGAUCCUCCGCCUCCCGCCCGAUGGGGCCGACGCGGCUCGACGCAGGGUGGAAUUCCGGCCCGAGGAUUCCGUCCGCCCUCGCAGUCCCAAGGUCAAGGUCAAGGGCAGGAGGGGAGUCCCUGCUUCGCGACGCCGCAGAGACGACGCGAAAUGA